Durio zibethinus is the source of this 1929-nucleotide messenger RNA. Its product is annotated as ADP/ATP translocase At5g56450-like. Gene Ontology annotation, cellular component: mitochondrial inner membrane. Gene Ontology annotation, biological process: mitochondrial ATP transmembrane transport; mitochondrial ADP transmembrane transport. Lineage: Eukaryota; Viridiplantae; Streptophyta; Magnoliopsida; Malvales; Malvaceae. The record is from RefSeq and is a predicted model, not a curated record. Gene Ontology annotation, molecular function: ATP:ADP antiporter activity.
CCAAAACUGAGAAACAUAAAAACCAAAGGUUUCCCUCUGAUCAAACAACCAUAUUGGGAAAUAAGAAAUUUCGUUAUUGUCCAUUUUGGGGGACAUUGAUUGGAAGAGGAAAGAACAUUCGCAAAGUUAAACCCUCCAAAGAUAGCAGCCAGGAGAAAAGCAUAAAAAAACAGAGCAACUAAUAUGAUCCCUUUAAUAGGCAAAGGUUCAAUCUUUUUAGCCGAUAAUUGUCUUCCCAGCAUUUUUAUACACUAGAAGAAAAAGGGUUUUUUUUUCUAAAAAAAAAAGGGUUUGGGUCUUUGAAGUUAUGAGCAAAGAAGAAGAUGAUGAAUUAGAAAACAGGGAAGGGUUAAAACCAUCGUCAGGGCCGUACAAAUGGCUGGUGAGCUUCCAUCGUGAUCUGAUGGCGGGAGCGGUGAUGGGUGGUAUGGUGCACACGAUCGUGGCACCGAUUGAGAGGGCAAAGUUGUUGCUUCAAACCCAAGAGAGCAAUUUGGCUAUUGUAGCCGGUGGGAGAAGGAGAUUCGAAGGGAUGCUUGAUUGUAUCUUCCGUACAGUUAGAGAAGAAGGCAUUCUUUCUUUAUGGAGAGGCAAUGGGAGUAGUGUUCUCAGAUAUUACCCUUCUGUUGCUCUUAAUUUCUCCCUCAAGGAUUUGUAUAGAAACAUAUUAAGAAACAGCUAUUCUCAAGAUGGUCAUGUAUUCUCUGGAGCAUCUGCCAACUUUAUUGCCGGGGCUGCAGCUGGGUGCACAACAUUGAUCUUAAUCUACCCACUUGACAUUGCUCACACCCGCCUUGCUGCCGACAUUGGGAGAAAUGAUGUUCGACAAUUUCGAGGUAUAUACCAUUUCUUGAGUACCAUACGCAAAAAAGAUGGAAUUCCGGGAAUUUACAGGGGUCUUCCUGCCUCUCUACAAGGGAUGAUUGUUCAUCGGGGUCUAUAUUUUGGAGGAUUUGAUACAAUGAAGGAAAUUUUGUCAGAUGAAUCCAAAACCGAAUUGGCAUUAUGGAAGCGUUGGGUGGUGGCCCAGGCUGUGACAACAUCAGCCGGAUUGUUGUCAUAUCCAUUAGAUACGGUUCGAAGGCGGAUGAUGAUGCAAUCUGGCUUGGAACAACCAAUGUACCAUAGCACACUGGAUUGCUGGAAGACGAUUUAUAGGACUGAGGGGAUGACAUCAUUUUACCGUGGUGCUGUGUCUAAUGUUUUUAGGAGCACUGGUGCUGCGGCCAUAUUGGUUUUGUAUGAUGAGGUCAAGAGGUUCAUGAAUUGGGGUGGAUUGUAGUUGGAAGCAUUUUUUGAUAGUUUUCUUUUUGAACAAAAGGAUUAGAGUAAAUGAGAUUCAGGAUUACAACAGGAAAAACCUUGUAAAGCGCAAUCGAGAUUGAUGCCCUCAAUGCCAUGGUAUGUACUAGAUGGCAUUCAUUUACCACAUUUUGUUGCAAAAGCUUUGGCGAUUCACAUCUUGGUUUUCCUUGACGAAUAAAAGAGCAAGUUCCUGCUCAAUGUUGUGUUCGAGGUCAUUAUCAAAUUUCUGUUCUUUUCUUUACAAUUCUGUCUCUGGGAAUGAGGAUAAAAUGGGUUCUGUGCAGUUGAUUCUUUCAUAUCAACAAUCCACGUUCCAGUGUCUGGUAUUUACUUGUGGUUAUCCAGGAGCCAAAACCACAUGAGAAUUUCCUUUCCUUGCUUCAUAACUUGUUCCAAUAUAUCUCAAGAAAGUCAAUAUUAUGGUAACAAAAUAAUUUUCCCACGGAUCUCAUUCUAAAAGUAGUUUUCUUCUGUAUGAUGCUAGGGCCUAGGGGCAGAGACUGCAGCAAAAACAAUAAGAGAAAAACAAUAAGUCUUCACUUUUCCUUUGAUCUCAGAUUCAGUCUCCAGUUACUUUUUCUGCUAAUUCCUGGCUCACCACAAACAAUGGAGCCAAACGAAAAU